AUGAGCGAGGAGAUCGUAACGCAAAAAGGCUGUGAUGACGUCACGGGGAUUGAUACCAUGGGAAAAAAUAAUGCUCCAAUAACAGAGAUAGCAAAUUUGAGAAUUGCAAACAAACAAAACAAUCCUUGUGAGGUGCGGUCUGAGACGUCAGAAAAAUUAAAGCAGUCCGUCGCGGUUGAAAAAGCGAAAUCGAGAGAGCAAAUUAAAUUAGAGCGUAAAACGCGAGCUAUAGAGGGAAAACUCAGAAAGGAAGCAAAGAAGGCAUUAAAACAAGAUAAAAAAUCAGCGAAUGAAGAGAAAUUAAGCGAAAAAUCUCAUGAUCGGGAGGAAAUUGGAGAUAAAACAAGUGGUCGACGACCUUAUAUCAAUCCAUUCACCAUUAAGAAAGAUCCAGGAGUUCCUAGUCGUUUUCGAUCUUCACAGCCUUUUAGGGCAGUUCAUUUUGAUAUAAAAACAUAUGAUGAGGAAAAUGAAGAAGACCCUUCUAAUCAGCCAUCAGUCUCAGAAACAGUCGCACCUGCGAUACAUAGUUCAUUUCUGGAGUUUGCUAGCAGGUGUAAAGCAAAACAUAUCAUUGGUAUCGAUGCAGUUUGCGUGGCGUUUGUGCAAUGUUUCAAACGCUUUUUAUCUCACUACGUUAUUUCACCCAAUCAGAUCAUGUCGCGUGAUCUCGACCAAUCCAUGCGACACCAGUUAGGGUCUUUGACUGAGAACGGAAAACAUCCAUUUCCGCCUGCACUGGGUAAUCUAAUACGGCAAUUAAAAAAAGAAAUUAGUCAGUUGCCAGAUUCCAUUUCUGAAGAUGAGGGGAAGGAACGCCUUUGUCACUGGUUAGACGAUUUUGUGCAUCAGAAUUUCGAGCUUGCUUUGCAAACAAUUUCUUCUUUUUGUCAGAAAAAAAUGAGAAAUUCAUUUUUUGUACUUACAUUUUCUUGGUGUCCAGUAGUGGAACGGAUUAUUUUGGAUGCUUAUGAUAACAAACUUAUUUUCCAUGUACACGUUUUGGAUUCACCUAUGCACCACAGAGGAAAACAAUUAGUAAAGACUUUAUGUAGUCGGAAAAUUCACUGCAGUUAUGCUAUGCUUUCUGCUGUUGGCUAUUUGAUGAACGAGUGUGAUAUGGUCUUGUUAGGGUGUUCUGCAAUUUUAUCGAACGGAUUUGUGGUAGCAGAUCGCGGUGCUAGUCAAGUGGCGUUGGUUGCAUCUGCUUCGAAUAUUCCAGUUUUAAUUGCUGCGCAAACAUGCAAAUUUGUGGACCGGGUGCAGUCAUUUGCUGGUGGUCUUCAUGAAGUGAAUGCAUUGAUGUGUGAUAGCAAGGAAGUUAUACCUGCAGAUUUGGUAACUGCAUUAGUUACGGAAUUACGUAUUAUACCACCGAGCUCCGCACCUGCUGUAUUAAAAGCUAAACAACUUGCUUUUGGCUUAUAA
This is a messenger RNA of Thelazia callipaeda (thelaziosis nematode), 1428 nucleotides long. The record is from the annotation of a GenBank genome assembly. Lineage: Eukaryota; Metazoa; Nematoda; Chromadorea; Rhabditida; Thelaziidae.